Molecule: messenger RNA, 1899 nt
Organism: Pyrenophora tritici-repentis Pt-1C-BFP
Lineage: Eukaryota; Fungi; Ascomycota; Dothideomycetes; Pleosporales; Pleosporaceae
Product: PhrB, Deoxyribodipyrimidine photolyase
Biological process (GO): entrainment of circadian clock by photoperiod; circadian regulation of gene expression
Cellular component (GO): cytoplasm; nucleus
Molecular function (GO): deoxyribodipyrimidine photo-lyase activity; FAD binding; DNA binding
Source: RefSeq, a predicted model, not a curated record
AUGCCGACCAAGCGCAAAGCAGAUAUUCCAGCAAAUGCCAAAUCCGCGAUCAAAUACACGGAUGUAUCCGGAGAUGCUCCCAACAAGCGCUCGCGCAUUGCCAAACCUAUCCAGAAAGCCUCUACGAAGAGCACAUCGCCGAUAGAAGAUACUGCAAAAGUUGCUGAAAAUGGGGCGCCAGGAGAGGCAGUGAAGAAGGAGGCCGGGCACUUUGAUCAUUCCAGACCAGAAGAACGAGCAGGCAUAGUUGAUCGACGAUACUAUCCAGCUGAAAUCAGCAAUGAGCGCUGCGCAAUGUAUAACGCCAAUGAGAUACCGCGACCGAUUGAGAUUCUGGAGAAGACCUUGCACACCACAAGUCAGGCCAGAGAGAAGAUUCGACUUGGGAAAGAUGGCAGCGGCGAGGCAGUUGUACAUUGGUUCAAACGUGACCUGCGGAUACGGGACAACACUGGCCUGUCCAAGGCAGCCGAAUUAGCCAAAGAAAGAGGCAUUGGAGUUAUUGGCGUGUGGCUAAUGAGCCCACAGGAUUGGGAAGCACAUAUCGUCAGCCCACCAAAGUGCGAUUUCGAACUCCGAUCAGUGGAGUUGCUGAAGAAAGAGCUGGAGGAGCUGGAUAUACCACUUUAUAUUGAGACUAUACCGGAGAGAAGGAACGUGACGAAGCGAUUGGUGGAGCUGGCGCAGGAGUGGAAUGUGAAGAACGUCUUUUGUAACCUUGAAUACGAACCUGAUGAGCUACGUAGAGAGGAGCGAUUGGUGCGUAUGAUGUUGGAAAAAGGCAUUGGCUUCGAUCCAUACCAUGAUGACUGUGUUGUCCCACCUGGAAGUCUCAAGUCAGGAGCAGGGAAACAAUACGCAGUAUACAGUCCCUGGUGUCGCGCAUGGAUUGCUCAUCUCCACUCACAUCCAGAUCUUUUAAUAGAGCGCCCGAUGCCAGGACAAAACCCAGCCAACUUCCGCAACAAGUUCAGCAAACUAUUCGACGCCUCGGUACCCAGUAUUCCAGAGUCCAAAUCUCUAACACCCGAGGAAAAGGAACGCUUCAGCCGCCUGUGGCCCGCUGGCGAAGCCGCAGCCAUUGACCGACUCGAACGCUUCCUUGUGGAGAAAAUCGUGAAGUACAAAGACACCCGCAAUUUUCCCGCUCUGAACAGUACUGGGCGGGUAAGUGUCCACCAUGCCGCCGGCACGCUAGCAGCCCGAACCAGCAUACGCAUGGCCCGCGACAUCAACAGUGCCCAGAAGCUCGACGGUGGCAAAGACGGCGUGAAAACCUGGAUUGGAGAAGUAGCCUGGCGAGACUUUUACAGACACGUUCUAGUACACUGGCCAUAUGUGUGCAUGAACAAGCCAUUCAAAUACGAAUACACAAACAUCGACUGGGAAUAUAACACGGCUCACUUCACUGCUUGGACCCGCGGCCAAACUGGCUAUCCCAUCGUCGACGCUGCAAUGCGCUGUCUGAACCACACAGGCUACAUGCACAACCGGCUGCGCAUGAUAACCGCCUCGUUCCUGGCCAAGCACCUGCUGCUGGAUUGGCGCCUCGGCGAGCAAUACUUCCUCUCGCACCUCAUCGACGGCGACUUUGCUAGUAACAACGGUGGAUGGGGUUUCAGCGCCUCGACAGGCGUGGAUCCGCAGCCGUACUUCCGUAUCUUCAAUCCGUGGAUUCAGUCAGAGAAGUUCGAUGCUGAUGGUGAGUUUAUUAGGACGUGGGUGGAGGAGUUGAAGGACGUACAGGGGAAGGAUGUGCAUAAUCCAUAUAAGGCGGGUGGGAGGGCGAUGGAGACAGCGAGGAGGAUGGGGUAUCCUGAGCCAAUUGUUGAACAUACGGUUGCGAGAGCGAGGUGUUUGAAGAGGUACAAGGAGGGGAUUGGGAGGGAUACAGCCUAG